UUGAAUUUCAAUCAUCAUCAUGCAACACUUCACUGCGCACACAUCUUGGCAGCUCAGUCACCCUCGACUGCCACUUUGCCUUGGCUCCCAGCUCCUCGAUCUCCUCCCUGGAGUGGAGGAGGCAGCACCGAGGCAGCGGCCGUAGCCUUUUCCGGUACCAGGUGGGAAGCACAGGCCCAGCAGCACAGCCAAAAGUCCACGUGGAUGUGACAGAGCUGCUGGGGAGUGGAGACGCAUCGCUUGACCUGCAAGGAGUGAGCGUGGGAGACGAAGGGACGUAUAUCUGUUUGGUGUCCACCCCACUGCACCAGGCCCAGCACACCAUCCAGCUGCAUGUGGCCGAACCUCCAAGAGUUCAUAUGAUUCCAGCAGCGGUGUCAUUUGAGAGAAAUGUGAUGACUACUCUGGCCUGCAACAUUGCUGGCUAUUACCCCCUGGAUGUCUCGGUGAGCUGGACACAGAAGACUCCAGAGGAUGAAGUGGAAAUCCCUCUCUCAAAUGUACAUUUCUCCAGCCACCGGCAAAGUCGAGAUGGCACCUACAGCAUCACCUCCUACCUGAGCAUCAGCUCAGCCACAGUGCAGGCACCAGCCACCUACAGCUGCCAUGUUUCACACGUGGCCCUGGCAGAGCCCAUCUCUGUGAGUGCCCAGCUUAAGGUACCAGAGCAAACGGGAUCAGAAGGACUGGUGGGGGGUUUCAUUGCUACCAUCAUUUUCGUUGUUGUCCUCUUCAUUGUGCUCAGGAGAAGAGCAGCUAAACCAAGGUCUGAGCAACUUCUAAGGGCUUCAGAAUAG
Antrostomus carolinensis (chuck-will's-widow) is the source of this 797-nucleotide messenger RNA. RefSeq names its product TAP binding protein like (gene TAPBPL). The annotation marks the transcript as partial. The transcript has 4 exons. The record is from RefSeq and is a predicted model, not a curated record. Gene Ontology annotation, biological process: cell surface receptor signaling pathway; T cell costimulation; cellular response to lipopolysaccharide. Lineage: Eukaryota; Metazoa; Chordata; Aves; Caprimulgiformes; Caprimulgidae. Gene Ontology annotation, cellular component: external side of plasma membrane.